AUGAUGCGAGGAGAGAUCCCUUCGCGACACCGCAAGUCGUUUGUCCACCGACGACUGGCCAAGAACCCCAACUUGGCCCUCAAGCUGCAGCAGAUGGCGCUGCCUCUGGCUCCCCUCAUCGAGUUGGACAAGGGCGGCGUCCAUCCGGCAUUCCCCAGGACGGUGCUCAACUUCUGGCUCCUGACGGACGAGCAGCUCGAGUCGCUUGCCCAGUUCUACCACCAGAAGACGCCCAACGAGUUCAGCCGCCUGUACCCGUGUCCCAUCACCUGGAGCCCCGACAUGACGCUCGAGGAGAAGCGCCGCAGGAUGGGCAAGUUCAUCGGCCUCCGCGGCUGCGAGUCGCCCAUUAUGCUGAAGACGGAGGAGGAGAUUAUGGCCGAGGUCCGGUUGGCGAGACAAGCCGCCGAGGAGGAGAUGUGGCGACGAAAGCGGUUCCCUUGGCAAUCCUGA
Molecule: messenger RNA, 453 nt
Organism: Ilyonectria robusta
Lineage: Eukaryota; Fungi; Ascomycota; Sordariomycetes; Hypocreales; Nectriaceae
Exons: 1
Coding region: 1-453 (150 amino acids)
Source: RefSeq, a predicted model, not a curated record